Molecule: messenger RNA, 4723 nt
Organism: Drosophila grimshawi
Lineage: Eukaryota; Metazoa; Arthropoda; Insecta; Diptera; Drosophilidae
Gene: chp
Product: chaoptin
Exons: 15
Coding region: 288-4235 (1315 amino acids)
Molecular function (GO): protein binding
Source: RefSeq, a predicted model, not a curated record
AGACGUGCGUGAAACGCGCAGCGGUUCGGACGUAUUGCUGCUGCCCUAAAAAGGAUUAAUCUUUGGCUUUGGCUCACACACACACACACAAACACACCUGUACACACAUACACACACACACACACACACAAGGCUUCAAAAGUGACGCACAUCCUGUGUCUGACAACAAAUUAAACUAAGUUUCACUUAAUAUUCAAUUAAAAUAACAAAGAAGCGCCUAGCAGCUAAAUUAAAUUAAACGUUAUUCUAAAUGCCAAUUGACGCGACUGAAUAAUCCAAUUAACAAAAUGGGACUGGAGUUCUUCUUUAAAUUUGGCUAUGCCUUCCUCACCAUAACACUGAUUAUAAUGAUCUGGAUGUCGUUGGCGCGUGCCUCGAUGUUCAGUCGGGAAAUGGAGGAGACACACUAUCCGCCAUGCACCUACAAUGUGAUGUGCACGUGUUCGAAGGCUUCCACAGAUCUGGGCAUUGUCCAUUGCAAGAAUGUUCCGUUUCCAGCACUGCCGCGCAUGGUUAACCAAUCCAAGGUUUUCAUGCUGCACAUGGAGAACACGGGUCUGCGAGAGAUCGAACCGUAUUUUCUGCAAUCGACGGGCAUGUAUCGAUUAAAGAUUUCGGGUAAUCAUUUGACUGAAAUACCAGAUGAUGCCUUCACCGGAUUGGAACGCUCUUUGUGGGAGCUCAUACUCCCCCAAAAUGAUCUGGUGGAGAUACCAUCGAAAUCAUUGCGUCAUCUACAAAAACUACGCAUCUUGGAUCUGUCUGAUAAUCAUAUAACAACUGUUCAUCAUGACUCGUUCCGCGGCUUGGAGGAUUCGUUGCAGAAUCUGAAUCUAGGCGAGAAUUGCAUAUCGAUGCUGAUGUCUCAUAGUUUCACGGGUUUGCUCAACCUGGAGACACUGGAUCUGAGUGGCAAUAGUCUGUUUGAAAUCGAUCCCAAUGUCUUUGUGGAUGGCAUGCCGCGUUUGUCGCGUUUAUUGCUCACGGAUAAUAUACUGUCGGAGAUACCCUACGAUGCACUGGGUCCGCUGAAAAGUCUGCGCACCUUGGAUAUCUCUCACAAUGUCAUUUGGUCGCUGAGCGGCAAUGAGACGUAUGACAUUAAAGCCAGUACCAAACUGAAUCUGGACAAUCUUCAUCUGGAGUAUAAUCACAUCGAAGUGCUGCCUCCGAAUUCCUUCAAGUAUUUCGAUACAGUCAAUCGCACUUUCUUCGAUGGCAAUCCAAUACAUACGCUAAAGGACGAUGCCUUCAAGCCAGCACGCAUUCGUGAGAUUUAUAUGCGCUACUGUGGACUGACCAAUAUCUCUCCGGUGGCUUUCGAUAGUCUGGUGAAUAGUUUACAGAUUCUGGAUUUGUCCGGCAACAAUUUGACCAAGCUGCACCACAAACUCUUCAAUAAUUUCGAUGUCUUGAGGGUGAUCAGCAUGCGUGAUAAUAAUAUUAAAAUCCCGAAGCCAACGGAAACGUUUAAUGCCAUGCAUUAUACGCUGCUCAAACUGGAUCUUAGCGGGGAUCGCAAUGACCCCACCAAUCUACAGACGUUACGCAAUAUGACCAGAAUGCGGAACAUGCGAUCGCUGUCCAUAUCGCGCAUGGGCACCUCUUCUGUCGGAGCGGAUGACUUUAAAGACUUUGGCGUAGAACUGGAGGAUCUGCAGAUAACACGGGCCAGCCUCACAGGAAUACAAUCGCAUGCCUUCAAGCAUGUCCGCGGUCUGAAGCGAUUGGACUUCAGCGAGAAUGGAAUCUCAAGCAUUGAGAAUGAUGCUUUUCAUGAGAUUGGUCACUCGCUCAUUUCACUGAAGAUGUCGCAUGGCUACUCUGGCAGCGCCUUGCCUGCGGAGGCAUUGCGUCAUUUGACCUCCCUGCAGGAGCUGGACUUUAGCAACAAUCACAUUACCAGCAUGAGCGAUACUAGCUUUCAUUUCUUAAAGAACCUUAGACUAUUGGAGCUGCAUGACAAUCGCAUUGAGCAGGUGCUCAAGGGCACUUUCCAGGGCGAUAUACACUCGAAGCUGGAGGAGAUCUCGCUGAGAUUUAAUUAUCUGUCAUCGAUAUCGCAGCACACAUUCUUUGAUCUGGAAGCGUUGCGAAAACUCCAAUUGGAUGACAAUAAAAUUGACAAGGUGGAACGACGAGCCUUUAUGAACUUGGAUGAGCUAGAAUAUUUGAGUCUGCGUGGCAAUAAACUCAAUAAUUUGGCCGAGGAAUCCUUUCAAAAUCUGCCCAAGCUGGAGAUUCUGGAUAUGGCCUUUAAUCAGCUGCCCAACUUUAACUUUGACUACUUCGAUCAAGUGGGCACUUUAUCCAAUCUGAAUGUCAACAUUAGCCACAAUCAGAUCAAGCAGCUGAUAUACAACUCCUCCUGGAGUGGCCGCAAUGAAAAUGGCGGUGUGUACCACUCCAACAUCAAGAUAUUGGAUCUGUCCCACAAUAAUAUCUCCAUUAUAUAUCCCGGCUACUUCCGGCCCGCUGAGAUCACAUUGACGCAUUUGCAUCUGGGUUACAAUUCACUAAUGAACACCACGCGAGAUGUGUUUGGCAACAUGCCAAAUUUGCAAUGGCUGGAUCUAAGCUACAAUUGGAUACACGAACUGGACUUUGAUGCCUUUAAGAAUACCAAACAGCUGCAGUUGGUCUACUUUGACCACAACUACUUGACCGAUAUACCACAGGAUAUUUUUAAGCCUGUGCAAGGAUUGCGCAUUGUUGACUUCUCACACAAUAAACUACGUGGUCUGCCUGACAAUCUAUUCUACAACAGUGGCAUGGAAAAAUUGGAUGCCUCGCACAAUAUGCUACUGAAGAUACCAUCUUCAUCAUUGUCCAGUUUGGCUGCCUUGACGCUUUGCGAACUGCAUUUAUCCAAUAAUUUUAUAUCGACCAUACACAGCAUGGAUUUGUCGAAUAAGUUUAGGUCCCUCCGCUAUUUGGAUAUCUCCUACAACUAUUUGCUGCGCAUUGACGAUGCUGUCUUUGCCACAAUGCCUAAGCUGGCUGUUCUCGAUCUCUCACACAAUCGUGAUCUUAAGGUGAUGGAUAAGUCGUUCAUGGGUCUGGAGACGUCACUGAUUAAGCUGGGCCUGGAGAAUGUAUCGCUGAGCACAGUGCCAGAGAUACGUUUGAAGUAUCUGCGCGAGUUCCGUUUGGGUUACAAUGAGUUGCCCUCAAUACCACAGGAACUGGCAAGCAAUAUGAGCAAUCUACGCAUGUUGGAUCUGUCUAACAAUGAUUUGACUAAUGUUCCUCUAAUGACACAAUCGCUGCCACAUUUGCGUCGCCUAAUGCUCUCUGGCAAUCCGAUCACCUCGCUAAAUAACAACAGCUUCGACGGGGUCAAUGAGGAUUUGGAAAUGUUGGACAUAUCCAACUUUCGAUUGCAUUAUUUUGAAUAUGGCUGCCUCGACUCACUGCCACAUUUGCGUUCCCUCAAACUGACUGCCUAUUCGCAUUUGGAGCACUUUAAUAUACCCCAUUUGCUGCGCCAUCAUCACAAUAUACGCGAACUGUGGAUUGAGGCACCACAGCCCUUUACGCGCAUCGUGAAGAAGGGCUCGGGCCCCACGCAGGAGAUGCAAACAGUGCAGAUGGGCAUGCCCACUGACUUGAAUCGUGAAAUGGAAGGACAGCUGCCCUCCAAAAUGACCAAUAUUACCUUCAGUGGACCACAAUUUACAAAUCUACACGAACGCAUUCUGCGGGGCAUGCGCUCUCCAUAUCUGUAUAUGCAACUAUUUAAUACCUCGCUGCAAGCAUUGCCUCCAAACUUCUUUAAAAACAUGGGUCGUGUGCGAAACAUUUCGCUGGACAUACGUUAUCACAAUCGCAACUUGAAGAAGAUACCCAAUCCGAAUACGGGCACAGUGCCAUAUCUGCCAAAUAGCGUCUUUCUCACUGAUCUGAAGAUGUCACACACGGAUCUCAGCUGCGAUUGCGACUUGGGUUGGGUGGAGUUCUGGCAGAGGAAGCGCCGGCAAUAUAUAUGCUCAUCACAGACCUGGACCGAUACUGUUUUCCGUACGUUUAUGAAUUCACCGUGUCAGGUUUAUGGACGCCAUAAUUGCGAUGAUCACGACGACGAUCUUCGCGAGACGCAUUGUGAAAAUAAAGGCGGUCAACAGUUGCUGGAGGCUCUGAAGUUCGAUCUGGAGUGCGGCUGGGAUAAUGCCAAUUGUCGAGAAACUGCCUUUGUUAUAAUGGCCGUUUGUUUGGCAUUUCUGUUCUGGAUGUGACUUCUGUAUUUUGCAUAUAAGACGUCCAGCGAGUUUUACGAUAUUCUAGAGCAUGUCUAUGGCAGGCAGGUCAUAUAAGUUAUUGCAACUGACCAUCUAGAAAUUAAGCGUGAUGAGACUUUGUUCUAACCUGUUUUUUUAUUUAGUAUUCUUUCAAUACCUUUCCAAUCUUUUAGAACCCUUGGUAACGCCUUAUAUGUAGUAAUCCUCAGAUCUCACCCUCACUCUCUCAAUCUAUAUACCACAUACACAUUGCAGUCAUAUUAAUUUAUGUAGCUUAUUAUUAUAUGUACCUCGUAUAUUAAUUUUUGUAUCUUAUUGUUCAAAUCUCUCUUAUUAUAUUAUCCAGCUAUGAUAGUCCGUAUACUAAAUCCUCCGAUUUAUUACUAUAUAAAUAUUUAAGUUAGGUCACUGCUUCAACCAUACCAAUUGAAAGUCUGUAAAAUGUUUCAUAAACAUAAUAAAUAUUUACGGUAGGUUAAAUUGGA